AUGAAACCCGCGAGAAAUGUGAUUCAAAAUCAUCAUUUGGGUCUAGACCUGGGAACCACUUCCGUCAAAGCCGUCAUCUGGGACUCGGAGAACCAGCAUUGCGAAUGCGAAGCUGUGGAAGCCACAGGAGCCAAGGUACCGCACAAGGACCCGCUGUUUGACGAACAAAGCGUCACACUCAUCUUGAAUGCUGUCCAAAGAUGCAUUGCCAGGCUGCCCGCAGUUCAGCUAAGGAACGUGGAAAGCGUGGGAGUGAGUGGCCAAAUGCACGGAGUCGUCUUUUGGAGCUCGAAAAACGGCACGUGUUGCUACGAUCAAGGAAAGUACUCUGUGGUGGAAUCCAAAGUGAGCAAUUUGGUCACUUGGCAAGACGGACGAUGCACUGAGGAAUUCCUGAGAACUUUGCCAGUGUCCAAGUCUCACGUCGGGGUCAGUUCUGGUUUCGGAUGUGCUACUAUUUUCUGGCUCCAGCAGAAUUCUCCUCAAAGUUUGAGUGGUUACGACUGCGCAGGAACUAUUCAAGACUUUCUGGUAGCUGUGAUCUGUGGACUGGAGAAGCCCGUCAUGACUACGCAAAAUGCGGCGUCCUGGGGAUAUUUUGACACUGCUUCGAGUUGCUGGGAAGUUGAUGCGCUGAAAGACGCGGGGUUUCCUUUGCUGUUUUUACCCGAAGUGGAGGAGCCCAGGUUUAAGGCUGGGAGAUUGAAGGAGACGUGGUGUGGAGUACCGGCUGGUACUAGUGUAGGUGCGGCGUUUGGAGACAUGCAAUGCGCUGUGCACUCUGUCUUGUCGUAUUCCAGGGACAGGAAUGAGAAGAAUGCUGUGCUGAAUUUCUCAACCAGCGCACAACUCAGCUUUGUCAUGAAGCCAGACUUCAAACCAAUUGUGGAAGGAAAUGGGUCUCAGCCAAUUCAGUACUGGCCUUAUUUUGGAAAAACGUAUUUGGCUGUAGCUGCUAGUCUCAAUGGUGGGAAUGUUCUUGCCAAAUGGAUUGCCAUGUUUAGUGAAGUGUUCAAGUUGGUUGGGGUCCCAGUGGCUGAUGACACCCUUUGGCAGGUGUUGACCCGCGCAGCAGCUGGUGAUGAUGCCCUCAACACCAACAGCACAGCGUCUCCAUUGUUGUUUGGCGAGCGUCAUCUUCCUGCCAGUCGGGGAAGCAUUUCCAAUCUGGGACCCGAUGGGUUCAGUGCUUCCGGAGUAACCCGUGCCCUGUGCCGCGGUCUAGUGAGUAACUUGCUUGCUAUGAUGCCAGUCAAGUUCCUGCGGGCAUCUGGGGUUCAGGGCAUUCUGGGCACGGGGUCUGCGUUGAUCAAGAAUCAGGCAUUGAGGGAUGAAGUUGGUCUGCAGUUUGAGUUGCCUUUUGUGCUCAGGCAGUCUGGAGACGCGGCUGUGGGUGCUGCCAAAGCCAUAUCUGAACAUCCCUGA
Notodromas monacha is the source of this 1425-nucleotide messenger RNA. Lineage: Eukaryota; Metazoa; Arthropoda; Ostracoda; Podocopida; Cyprididae. The record is from the annotation of a GenBank genome assembly.